Molecule: messenger RNA, 11433 nt
Organism: Phyllostomus discolor (pale spear-nosed bat)
Lineage: Eukaryota; Metazoa; Chordata; Mammalia; Chiroptera; Phyllostomidae
Gene: LNPEP
Product: leucyl and cystinyl aminopeptidase
Exons: 19
Coding region: 152-3229 (1025 amino acids)
Biological process (GO): proteolysis; peptide catabolic process
Cellular component (GO): cytoplasm
Molecular function (GO): zinc ion binding; metalloaminopeptidase activity; peptide binding
Source: RefSeq, a predicted model, not a curated record
CCACAGAGCUGCGGAGCGGCGCGGUCCCUAGCAGCACCUCCCUAACAUCUCCCGUUGGCCACGCUGGGCAUGCUCAGUCUGCAGGGCCGCUUCAGCCCUCCGCGUAGCAAGCUGGGGCGCUCCGGCUGCAAGGAGCAGUGGCGGGGGGAAAAUGGAGCCCUUCACCAGUGAUCGGCUUCCGCUCCCUAGGAAUAUGAUUGAAAACAGCAUGUUUGAGGAAGAGCCAGAUGUGGUGGAUUUAGCCAAAGAGCCUUGUUUACAUCCUUUAGAACCUGAUGAGGUGGAAUAUGAGCCUCGGGGUUCACGACUGCUGGUGCGGGGUCUUGGUGAGCAUGAGUUGGAUGAGGACGAAGAGGAUUGUGAGUCAUCUGCCAAGCUGCUGGGCAUGUCCUUCAUGAACAGAAGCUCAGGCCUUCGGACCAGUGCAACUGGCUACAGGCAGAGCCCAGAUGGGACUUGUUCAGUACCCUCAGCGAGAACCAUGGUGGUCUGUGCUUUUGUCAUUCUGGUUGCUGUUUCUGUAAUCAUGGUGAUUUAUCUACUGCCCAGAUGUACCUUUACCAAAGAAGGCUGCCAUAAGAAAAACCAGUCAAUGAAACUUAUUCAGCCAAUUGCAAGAAAUGGGAAGUUAUUUCCAUGGGCACAAUUCAGGCUUCCCACUGCCAUUAUGCCACUUCGCUAUGAACUUAACCUACACCCAAACCUAACCUCAAAGACAGUUAGGGGUUCUGUGACAAUUUCACUUCAGGCUCUUCAGGCCACAUGGAAUAUCAUUCUUCACAGCACGGGCCAAAAUAUUUCAAGAGUGACCUUUAUGUCAGCAGUUUCAAGCCAAGACAAACAAGUUGAGGUCCUGGAAUAUCCAUUUCAUGAACAAAUCGCCAUUGUUGCCCCAGAAACCCUUCUUGAGGGACACAAUUAUACCUUGAAGAUAGAGUACUCAGCAAAUAUGUCGAAUUCUUACUAUGGGUUUUAUGGUAUCUCCUACACAGAUGAAAGCAAUAAGAAAAAAUACUUUGCAGCAACUCAAUUUGAACCCCUAGCAGCAAGAUCUGUUUUUCCUUGUUUUGAUGAACCAGCAUUUAAAGCCACAUUUAUUAUCAGGAUCAUGAGAGAGGAGCAACACACUGCUUUAUCAAAUAUGCCUAAGAAGUCAUCAGUCACUAUGAAAGAUGGACUUAUUCAGGAUGAGUUUUUUGAAAGCGUGAAGAUGAGCACUUACUUGGUUGCUUUCAUUGUGGGAGAGAUGAAGAAUCUGACUCAGGACAUAAAUGGAACCCUGGUUUCUAUAUAUUCUGUUCCAGAAAAGAUUGGUCAAGUUCACCAUGCCUUGGAAACAACUGUGAAGCUUUUUGAAUUUUUUCAAAACUACUUUGAAAUUCAAUACCCACUUAAGAAAUUGGAUUUGGUGGCUAUUCCUGACUUUGAAGCAGGAGCAAUGGAAAAUUGGGGUUUAAUUACCUUCCAAGAAAAGACACUUCUGUAUGACAAUAAUACUUCUUCAAUGGCGGAUAGAAAACUAGUUACUAAAAUCAUCGCUCAUGAGCUGUCCCAUCAGUGGUUUGGUAACCUGGUAACAAUGCAGUGGUGGGAUGAUCUGUGGCUAAAUGAAGGGUUGGCUACUUUCAUGGAGUAUUUCUCUUUGGAAAAACUAUUCAGUGAGCUGUCCAGUUAUGAAGAUUUCUUAGAUUCUCAAUUUAAAACCAUGAAGAAAGAUUCCUUGAAUUCAUCUCCUCCAAUAUCGUUGUCUGUUCAGUCUUCACAACAGAUUGAAGAAAUGUUUAAUUUUCUUUCCUAUUUUAAGGGAGCUUCUCUUUUGUUGAUGCUAAAAACUUUUCUUACUGAAGAUGUAUUUCAACGUUCUCUUGUCCUUUACCUGCAUAAUCAUAGUUAUGCAUCCACUCAAAACAAUGAUCUGUGGGAUAGUUUUAAUGAGGUCACAAACAAAACACUAGAUGUGAAGCAAAUGAUGAAAACUUGGACCCUGAAGAAAGGAUUCCCUUUAGUGACUGUGCAAAGGAAAGGAAUGGCGCUCCUUGUACAACAGGAACCAUUCUCUUUGAACACGAAGUCUGAAAUCCCACCCUCAGAUGCAAGCCAUCUGUGGCAUAUUCCACUCUCCUUUGUCGCUGAGGGAAGAAAUUAUUCAAAAUAUCGAUUGGUAUCAUUUCUGGACAAGAAAUCAGAUGUCAUCAAUCUUACAGAAGAAGUGCAGUGGAUCAAAGUCAAUACAAACAUGAGUGGCUAUUAUAUUGUACAUUAUGCAGAUGAGGACUGGGAUGCACUCAUCAAACAGCUGAAAAUAAAUCCUUACGUCCUGAGUGACAAAGAUCGGGCAAACCUCAUCAACAACAUCUUUCAGCUUGCAGGCCUAGGCAAAGUGCCUCUUCGGAGGGCCUUCAAUUUGAUUGGUUAUCUUGGAAAUGAGACCUCCACCGCACCCAUCACUGAAGCCCUGUUGCAGACAGGCCUCAUCUAUGACCUCCUUGAAAAACUGGGGUAUAUGGAUCUGGCCUCAAGAGUGGUGACCAGGGUAUUUCAAUUGCUUCAAAACCAAAUUCAAAAACAAACUUGGACUGAUGAGGGCAACACAUCUGCUCGAGAGCUGCGGUCAGCCUUGCUGGAAUUUGCUUGCACCCACAGCCUGGGGAACUGCAGCACUGUCGCCCAGAAGCUGUUUGAUGAUUGGGUGGCAUCCAACGGAACUCAAAGCCUACCUACUGAUGUCAUGACUGCUGUGUUCAAAGUUGGAGCAAAAUCUGAGACAGGCUGGCAAUUCCUCUUAAGCAAGUAUGUCUCCAUAGGCUCUGAAGCAGAGAAGAAUAAAAUACUUGAAGCUCUUGCCAGCUCAGAGGAUGUACGGAAACUUCACUGGUUAAUGAAAACCAGCCUCAGUGGAGAUAUCAUCCGAACUCAAGAGCUGUCAUUUAUCAUUAGAACAGUGGGCCGAGGCUUUUCUGGAAACUUACUGGCGUGGGAUUUUGUCAAAGAGAACUGGGAUAAGCUUGUACAGAAGUUCCAUCUGGGUUCCUAUACCAUACAAAAUAUUGUUGCUGGAUCAACUCACCUGUUUUCAACAAAGGCACAUUUGUCGGAGGUCCAGGCAUUCUUUGAAAAACAGUCAGAGGCAACCUUUCGGCUUCGUUGUGUCCAGGAAGCUUUGGAAAUCAUUCAGUUGAAUAUCCAGUGGAUGGAGAAGAACCUUGAAACUCUGACGUGGUGGCUGUAGCAUGCAAAACUGCACCUCAUUUUGUCAUCCCUCAGAGAGCUUGUUAACUUGGGCUCUGUUUGUUAACUUUUGCAAAAGCCAAGGCAAAGCCAAGGAUUGCUGCUGAGUUGUUUGCACUCUUAGGAGUUCUAGUUAGCUCAGGGCCCAUCUGUAUUUUUCAUCAGUCUUUCCUGAAAUGUCAUUGGGUAGUAUGUAGUUAUUUAUUACAAAAUUAUAUUCGCCUAUAUGCCAAUCAUCUACAAAAACAAUGAUUAAUUUUUCUACUUUGAAGAUACACAAAUGAGGAAUAAAAUCUGUUUUGGAAUUCUAUUCUAUUGCUCGGUAUCUGUAAAGUAUUGACCCAGUGAACAAGGAAAAAUCUACUACGGCAGCCACCAUCUUUGCAGGCUGCUGGUUUGUGAGCCAUUUGUUGCUUCUUAUUGAUAGAUGUUAUUUGAAUGUGGUAACAGCUUUAAAAAGUAUGACAGUGAAAUCAAUGAAGCAUGCAACUAUAGAGGACUAAUCUCAGGUGUGCAGAUCUACUUUGAUUUGGGGUUUUCAUUAAUCCUUUAUUUCUUGGAAAAUUCUUAAAUAAGAUCUGUAACUAUUAUAUUUUUUCUGCAGAAUAGCCAGGUGCUACAGAAUUUUUAAAUUUUUGUUAUAUCGAGAAGCUAAAAAGGCCAAAAGAUUCAAUUUUCCCAAUAUUUAACACUUUCUUUUUCAUCUUUCGGGAAAAUGUUUCAAACUAAGUUAGCUUUAAUUAUAAUUAUUGUAUUCAUAAAUUUCAAUAUUCUCCAAAUCUGUACACUGUAGUACUCCCUGCCAUAGAUAUACUUUAUGUUAUAAAUAAGUAUUUCCACAGUUACGGCAAACAUUUUGUUAGUACUGGUAUCUUUUAUCAUGACUUUAUCACUGUUACUAAGAACACAGGUUGUUUUAGUUGCCUUUUGGCAUGAAAGACUACAGACACUUUCUCUCUGAAUCAUACUCAUGGAUGGAUUUUCAUUUUAUAUAAUAGAGUAGUACAUUAGAAACAUUUUAAGGUAGGGCCUUUGAGAAAUUGAACAUUUUUAUUUGAAGUUCACCAUAGUACCUUAAGGAAUAAAGAGAAUGUGAGAUACAGGUACCUUGAUUCAGGUUUAAUAUGGUGGACUUUGAAUUUUUUUCUACUCUCAGAUACAGAACUUUUCUUUAGUUGAAAAUUCAUAGUUUUAUUUUAUCAUGGCCAAACUAACAGACUAAAAGGAAUGGCCAAGGGAGGGAGGGAGAGAAGGGAAGGAAGAGAAGGGAAGGGAAGAAGGAAAAGGAAGGAAAAGGAAAGGGAAGGAGAAAGAAAUCCAAAACUGUAUGGCAUUUUUAUUCCUUCUAAAGGGGAAAUACUGUACUUGAAUUUGUUGAGCUGUGCAGACUUAUACCUACAUUGUUGCAUUUCUUAAAUUUUUAGGAGAAAAGCUUUCUUCCUAAUAAUUCUUAUACUUUAUAUUUUGUUUGACAACAUCUUCUAUGUACAAAAAAGACUAAGUGAUCAUUUGCAAACACUUAAAAACACUCCACAGAAUCAGACUAUGGGAAAGGUCAGCUUUUUUAUUCUGCAAGUAUAAAGUGAAAAUAUGUGGGAUUGUGUAUAAAAUUAUAUUUUAUUUUAUGAAAGUAUUUUUAUAUCACAAAGUUUAAAAGGCUGGCAAACUAAAAGAUAGCCUUCUUUACUCCCUAGUAUGUUUUUGCCCAAUUUUAUCUUUUCUAAACAUUUAUCUGUCUGUUUUAGAGUAAAAAAUAUGAUAUCGUGAGAAUCAUGGAAUCAUCUAAAGAUAUCUUAUUGAAACCGGGGUGAUUAUAGGUCUUUAUUCCUCUUGUGCUUCAGUAAAUGAAUGAUAAUUUAGUUGAUAAUGGAAGUUAGUGAGUUUUUAUAUUUUUAGAGUGGGGAAAAAUAAUAAACUUUUGAGGGAUAUUUUUUGUUGCUGGUUUUUUACCAUACUAUAUUACUGGAUUCCACUUUGAUACAGAGUUUAAAUUUUGCUACUUCUCCAAAUCAGUUAAGAUACUUCAGUUUUAAUCCCCCAUCUUUACAUUGCUCCUGUAACAUGUUAACUGUGCAAAAUGGCAAAUCUUGUCUUGAAUUAUAUCAUUUUUUCCUCUGUGUGUGUGUGUGUGUGUGUGUGUGUGUGUGUGUGUGGUAGGGGGUAUUAUUAUAAAUAAAAGCUUGUCUAAACUUUGGCUAAAAAAGAAUUAACUCAUAAUCCAUUGCAAGAUAUCUUUGUAUUCAAAAGCCAUUCAUUCCCAUGAGACUGGAUCAUACUAUUUGUAGUUUUGUUUGUGAGCCUCACUUCAGAUUAUUUGCACUUUAGCAAGUCUCACCUCAAAUUUUCCCACAGAAUCCCGUAGUUUUUAAUGUUGUACCAACCCAUUAUAUGAUGCUUCUAAAAAUUAACCUAAACGAGGAAUAUAAGGUUAAGUAAUAGAUAAAACAUGUAGUAUAAUAAGUUUAAUUACAGCUUUUGAAGAUUUUUUCCCCAAAACUUUGUCUUAGCAACUGUAUUUCUGAGACUUCAUAUAGAUUAAAGCACAGCAGCCAGUCACAGUAUGCUUUUUAUAUAAGCAUGUAGGUCCAUGACACAAUUAAGUACUUGUUUGACAAGUAUUAUGUCACUGCAGAGAGACAAUCUACUUGAAUGUAAUAUAAAAGACAUAGCACAGUAGAUACUUAGGAAGGGUAGAAUAGGAAAUCUGGAAUUGUGGGACACAAACUUACGCUUUGCAGAUCUUAAAGACCAUAUGAAAGUAGGAAUCUAAGGAGUCCAGUUUGUUCUGUUAAUAUCAAGUGAUUGGAUAUAGUAAACUGCAAAGAGUGCCCACCUCCAUCUUAAUUUUUUAUGUAAAUCUAAUCAAGAAAUUGUGUUCUUUGUUGUUGCUUCAGUGUUCAUGAACUUUCUUAUGGUCACAGUUUCCACGUAGUUCUAAUAUUCUUUGCCAUUCGUUUUCUUCAUUUAAUUGUACUUUAGCCAUUGUGGGCAAAAAGAGCUGGCAGAAGAGCCCUGGGUGUGUGGAGGACGUCUGCCACAUCCGUCUGACUGGGUACAGAGUAGAGUCCUUUCGGAAUAUUGGAAAUUAAGAGAAGAAAGUUAAGUGUUGGGAGUGUCAUUAAUGAUUAGCCUAGUACCAAGUUAGAUUUUAAAAGAGUCUACUCAGACAAGCACCUGGAUAGUCUACAGUCAGAUUGCUGAAUGUUCACAUGAUUCCCUUGAGUUUCUCGGGGCUUCGGGGAAGGUGUGUAUUGUCACCAAGGAUGGCAGUUCCUGGGCUGAGUUUACAAAACGAGACCUGAAUUUUCUGACUAUGAUGUAGCUCUUCUUCUCCCCUUGCCUUUGUUUUUAUUGGAAUUAACUCUCUUUUUAAAGAGCUUCCCCCUACCCCCAUUUGUAUUUUUUAAAAAUAAUGUAUAUAAUUUUGCUGUUUUUUGCAUUCUUUUAUUUUGUGCUUCAUUCUCUCUCUGCAUUGGCAAGUACGUACCAAAUGUAAAGUGGAGGUCCAAAAGUAUGAUAAAUCUCCUCUUCUCCUUUUCCCUUAUUGCCAGCAUGGGCAAUAGCUAGUAGAAUAGUUGAUUGAUUUCUUUCAGUGGCUAUUUGGGGGUAUAUACUUUAAAAAUGUACAUAGAGUUUUUGAUGUGUUUUUAUAUUCUUUCAUUCUGUAUAUUUUGUCCUGAUGAACAGUGAAAUAUUGUCCACAACAGUCUCUUCUGCCUUCCCGUAUUGUCUGUGUGAGCAACAGCUGUAGAGGCUUUUAUUUCCUUUUUUGGAAGGAGGUUGUGGCAUUGAGAGGAGAGCAGAGUAUGUUCUUUGAAAAAAAUGUGUAUAAGUGUGUUCACCGCUUUUUUGUAGAUGUUGUUUCAUUUUUGUAUUUUAUUCAUCAUUCAUGGACAUGCGGAUAUCUAGUGAACCAUGGAGGUCCAUGAGUAUGACAGAUGUCCCAUUUACCUUUAUUGCCUGCAUGGACAAUUCCUAUUAGGGUGGUUGUUGCUGUCAUUUGGAUCUAGUCUUAUGGGUAGAGGAAGAUCAGUAUCAUUCUUUCAAAUGUACAUGAAUGUUAUGCUGCUUAUUUAUAUUUCAUUUUAUAUGUGUUCUUUUGCAUGUGUGCAUAAGUGCUUAAUGAAAAUUGAGGCCCAGAGAAUGACAGAUUUCCUCUUUUCCUCAUUGCUUCUUUGGACAAUAGCUGAUAGAAUAGUUUCUUUUGUUUUGUUUUGUGCUAUAGGAGAGAAUGGAGCAUGUACGUAAUGUAUAUAAAUAAAUUUGCUACUACUUUGUAUUACUAAUUCAUUUCGUGCUGUGUCCUUCUCAUAGGAUGUUUAAGUACGUAAUGAGACAUGGAGGUCCGGAUGUAUGACAAUCUCCUCUGGUCCCCUUCCCUUAUUGCCUGUGUGGGCAAUGGGUAGUAGUGUAGUUAUUGGAGUGGGUUGGGGGAGGGGUGGUCAGGGACAGGCAGGAAGGGAUGUGUACUUACUGUAUAUAUCUGUUUUUACUACUGUGUUGUAUUAUUGCAUUGGGUGCCCAGACUGGAAGGUACCUAAUGAAACCUGGAGGUCUGGAUGGAUGACAAUCCCCUCCUCUCCCCUUCCCUUUUGCCAGAGUAGGCAGUAGCUAUGAGAACACUUUAUUACUUUCAGGGUUCUUUCGUGGGUAUUGGGGUAAACACUGUACUUUUUACUUUCUUAUUAUAAUAUUUCAUUAGCACCCAGUCCUUCACUCGGACAUGUAGGUUGCUAAUGAACCAUGGGGUUCUGGAUAUAUAGCGAUCCCCUUUCUCCCUUUCCCUUUUUAUCUCUGUAGGCAAUAAUUUUAAAGCAGUUGGGGCUUUUUGGAGGUUUUUUGUGGGGGUUGCUGGAAGGAACUAAGGGCAGGAUAUACCCUUUUUAAAUUGUAUAUGCAGUGUUUGUUAUUAUGUUGUGUUAUUCCUUUCUGUACUGUGUCCCUUACCUGGACGUGUAGGUACCAAAUGAGACAUGGAGGUCCGAAUGUAUGAAAAUCUCCACUUUCCCCCUUUCCUUAUUGCCUCUGUGGGCAAUAGUUUCAGAGUAGUGUAGCUUAUUUUUUUUACUCUACCACUCCCUCCCCUAGGAGGGUGGUAAUAAGUACUUUUAAAAAUGCAUAUAAAUAUUUUUGCUUUUUUCUCUUAUUUCAUUUUGUACCUAGACUUUUCCAUGGACACUUAGGUACAUGGUGAAAAUUAAAGCUCAUCCUAUGAAAAAGAUCUCCUCCCCUUCCCUAUUGACUGUCUAGGCAGAGACCCAGAUCCAGGGGUGUGGUAAAUCUUUUCUCCCGUACCCUGCAGCCUGUGUCCAUGGACUUAGUAUGAGAAUACUGAAGGGCUCAGGGUGUGUUUGUUUGUUUGUGGAGGCUUCCAAUGGGGAAUUGGGUUUUUAGGUAAGAUAUGUAGUUUUUAAAUUGUAUAUAAAUGUUUUGCCUCUUUUUGUUGCUCACUUUAUUUUGAAUAUAUUUCUUUGCAUGACUAUUUAGAUAUUUUGUGAAAAUUGAGAUUGAUUCUAUGAAAUAUCUCCCCUACUCCCCUUCCCUCAUUGCCUGGUGGGCAAUGGUAGAAGAAUAGAUGUUUGGUUGCUUUUUUUGGAGGGGUAGAAGUGUGGGGGAGGUCUGGGCAUGUGUACUUGUGUGGGGUGUGGGUGUGUAUAUUUUUUAAUGUGUAUAAAUGUUUGCUACAUUUGUGUAUUAUUUAAUUUAGUGCUCAGUCCUUUGGUGGGAUUUGUAAGGACAUAAUGAAACAUGGAGGUCCAGACCCAUGAUAGCUGUCCUCUGCUCCCCUUUCCUCACUGCCUGCAUAGACAGUAGUUUUAUAAUUUCAGUUUGUUUUUUAGGGGCUAGGAUUAUUUGGGUGGGUAGGGCUAGGGGGAAAGGGCAGGGUAGGGACUUUAAAUAUGUAUAUUUUUUAUACCUGGUCCUUUGCGUGGGUGUGUAGGUACGAAUGAAAACCGAGGGUCAGUGUAUGACAGAUCUCCCCUCUGCCCUGCCCCUAUUGCCUGUGCAGGCAUAUCGAUGACUAGAAUAGUUGCGUGUUGUUUACUGGCUUGUUUGUUGUAGAGGGAUUUAUAUUUUUAGCAGGGAAAUAUUUUUAAUGAAUAUAAACAUGUUUUCAUUUCUUUGUGAGUGCAUUUGUAUUUAGUCCAGUGCAUGGCUAUAUGGGGAUAUAAUGAAAAUUGAGUUUCAUAAACUGACAGAUCAUUUCUUCCUCUCCCACAUUUUUCCUGUUUUAGCAGUAGCUAGUACAGUUGUUGUUUUGUGGUUAGUUUGUUUUAUUCUCUAGCAUAUAUACCUAUAAAGAUGUAAAUACGCACACAUAAUUGGCUUCUUUUUUUAUUGUUUUCCUUUACUUCUUAGUGUCUUGCAGAGCUCUGAAUGUAUCUAACAAAAAUAAAGUCCCACUGAACCCCUGCCACCUGACUUGAAGGUGUAGCAUGGUGGUGGCGUCACUAACAGUGGGGGGCAUGUAGCCAGGAAGGUGGGAGGAGACCCUGGGAUAUGGCUGAGCUGUGAUAGCUAAUAAGACCCAGCUUUUCCUAGAUUGGUUCAAACUGAAUGAAAUGGUGGGAAGGGGCCUGUACUUUGGAAAUUCCAGAAAGGCAAGAGGACAAUCCUACGUAAAAGUAUGUUACGUACAAAAGUAUGUUUAAAGUUUGUUGUUGAUUAAUCUUUCAGUGAUUGGUAAGCCAAUAAAAGUCCCUUGAGAGUAGUUUCUUUUGAGGCCUGGAAUUCUGCUUCUUCCAUAGAAGUCUAUUGCAGUCUCAUCCAUGGCAUAUUCUUGCAUACCUGGUAAAAAUUAUUUUGAUUUUUGGAAUAAACCUUUUGAGUUAUUGCCAUGGUUCUAGUGAAUGACAAAGUGGGGCCAAAAACUAAUCCAAAAUGAAUUUGGGAGACAAGCCCUUCAAUCUUUCAACACCCACAUAUGAUAGGGCAAAUAGGUCCUUUCUUACCCAAAGCUCUUCUGUGUGGCUACCUCUCCCUCCUCAGUUCUCCGCUAGCUGGACCAUUCCUAUUUUUUUCCCCCUUUUUUCUUCAGUGCCUGCACCGUUAAAUGUUAUUUUUAAGUGCACUAAAAAAUGUAAGCCAUUGUUGCCUCAUUAGCUGGAUGUUUCUGCAUAUAUUUCAUACAUCCAGGCCUGCACGUUUGCUUUCAGCAUUCUCAAAUCAUGCAUCACAUGGACUGUUCCAUCCACCGCAGAGAAAAUGUUGAGACUCCACAUUUGUCUAUGUUAAAGAAAAGGCAUGUGUAAAAUCCAUCCUUCCGGCCCUCUCUUCCUCCCUUCCUUUCUUCCUCCCUUGCUUUCUUCCUUGGAGCAUCCUUUGUUGGUUCUGCAAUUUAUAAUGAAUCCAGUGCUGAAGGUUUGCCAUAUUAUUAUUACUUUAUUAAGAAACAUUGAAUGAUAGGACUCCUAGAAAAUUUGUGGAGAUGUUAUUUACCAUAUCAAACCCUCAGGUUCUUGUGUUGAAAAUUCAGUCUAUACUUUGCUGUUACUUAUACCUGCUGCUGUAGAAAAAAAAUGAGUUUAUUCAUGACACUUUUAGCUUUGAUCAUAAAUAAAAGAGAAGGGGGCACCUUUUUAGAGUUAGUCAUGGUAGUCAGUGAUAUUUCUGAACAGUUUUUAAUUUAAAAUACUUCAAAGAAAGUGGAGGUCAUGGCUUAACUGAAUGAAAUGCUCCAGAAGUUGAACUGUGUAAACCACCAGUACAAUAAUACACCCAUGUAUGCGUGUGUGUGUAUGAAAUGAGAAUCACAUUCUAAUUGGAGCAUUAAACAACAAACUCACAUUGAGACAAAACUUAGUCUUACAGCUGUCUUGACUCAAGCCAAGUGUUCUGUGUUGCUGUGAAGUCUCUUUCAAACACUUUGAAAAGUAAUUACUUGGAAACUUGUAAAAGUAUUACAUUUUUGUAUUUAAACACCUAUAGAGAUAUCCAAUUUCUUGAAACUGAGCUUGUGGGUGGAAUUCUAAAUUUAUAUAAACAAUAUGUCUUUUGUGGAAGAUUUUGAAAAUAAUAUGUGUGUAUAUAUGACAUUAUAUAUGCAAAUUGUACUGUGUCACAUAAAGGGAAAAGACUUAUUUUUCUUUAUAUUUCUGAUACCUUGUUUGGCAUAUGACGAGCACUGACUGAAAGGCAUGUGUAACUGCAAGCACUGUUGCUUUUUUUGUGUGAGAUGAAAAUAAAAGUAUUUAAAUAUAAAAA